AUGUCAAAAGUCAGAAAAUCAACUGCUGAAGCUUCAAAAUCAGCUGCUGAAGAAGCUGAAAAAGGGAAGAAAAGGAAAGAGAGGGUCAAGAAGACCACUGCCAGAAUUUUGGGCAAGUCUUCUAUGAUGAGAGACUCUGAAGAAGAAGAGGAAGAGGAUGCUGCACCAGCACCUAAGACUCAGAAGCUGAUGGGAGAUGCUAUAAAAUCAGGGGUUGCUCCAUCUAAGCCCAAAGCUGCUCCCAAAGCUGCUACUCCAGCUCAGAAACCCAAGAGGAGCACCAGGAACAUCCCAGCAGCAGAGAAGAACAAGGCCCCAAUGGAAGGAUAG
Molecule: messenger RNA, 330 nt
Organism: Aegilops tauschii subsp. strangulata
Lineage: Eukaryota; Viridiplantae; Streptophyta; Magnoliopsida; Poales; Poaceae
Source: RefSeq, a predicted model, not a curated record